Centropristis striata (black sea bass) is the source of this 4301-nucleotide messenger RNA. RefSeq names its product protein phosphatase 1, regulatory subunit 13 like (gene ppp1r13l). The record is from RefSeq and is a predicted model, not a curated record. The coding region runs from base 166 to 2571 and encodes 801 amino acids. Gene Ontology annotation, biological process: positive regulation of cell differentiation; regulation of transcription by RNA polymerase II. NCBI's taxonomy places the organism in Eukaryota, Metazoa, Chordata, Actinopteri, Perciformes, Serranidae. Gene Ontology annotation, molecular function: transcription factor binding. The transcript has 13 exons.
GACUAAAUGUCUGGAGCAAUCGCCAGAAGAGAGAAACACAGUCUGAGCAGCUCGACUUCAGGAAGACAAGAAACCCAGAACAGAGCCCAGGUUUCCUCUCGAAUUUGGGGCAAAAGAACAAAGAGGCUCAUUGAUUGAGGAGCGGAGCGCUGCUACCUCGCAGCCAUGAGUUCUCAGGGGAGCUUUGGCAGCAGCAUGCUGUUCCAGACUAUAAACGACGACCUGAACGCAUCGCUGGCUACAGCAGACGAGUUAUCCAAAGAGUUCAACUCCAUGUUUAAGGAGGCCUCGUCCAACGACAACAACACACAGUCUGGGUCUCAGACCAGCUCUUCACUGUCCUGGGAGAAGCCUCAGUCCAGCGGGCUGUCCAGCUCCUCCACCACCAGAAAGGAGUCAAGUGGCAGCAGUAAUGGCAGCUCCAGCUCCAAGCCUUUCUCCCCCAGCUCCCCUUCCAUGGAUUCCUUCUUCUCCAGCACUAAAGUCACACCACCCUCCCCUUCUAUCUACCACACCAGCCCACGGUCGUCCCCAAAGAGCCAGAGGAAGGAUUACUCUCCUCUUCCUCAACAUAGAUCCGACAGCUUCUCCUACAGCCAGCAGAGCCCGUCACACUCGCCCCACGCCCAGAGGCGGAGCUCUCCCAGUCGUUACGACAGGAGCCCACGAGGCUCAAUCACUUACAUCGAUAGAAGUCCUUCUCCGAACCGAGCAGCUCAUUCUUUUGACCCGCCAUCUUCGCCCGCCUCGCUCCACUCCCCCUCCAACCUGCUGAGCCCUUAUGACGGCGCCCAGAUGGGCCGCAGGUCGCCUCGCGCCGACAGAAGCCGCUCUCCUUUGGCUUUCAGCCCCCAAAUCUCCAGCACGCUGCCUCGAAAUUUUGGUGGUUUCAGGCAAUCUGAUGAGGGGGUGCAGCGACUAAAGAGCUCUGGCAAGUGGAAUGAGACAGAUCUGGACGUGUCCUACGAGAAGAAACCUCACCACAGCUAUGAUAAGACAGAGUGGCUAAGGCCGACUGUGCCAAAUAGCAGCUGGAGAGAAUCCAACCUCGAUGGGCCUCCUCCCGCCCCGAGUCCCAAAAAGGAUCCUCGUUCUCAACCUGCCAUGUUGUCCCAUGGUUCUCUGCCCCGUAACACACGUAUAGUCGUACCUCCAGAUGUUUCAUCCCCGGUCCACUCCCCCUACAUCCCUCAGCCAAUCAUCUCCCGUAUUUCAAUUCCACCGGCUUCUCCUCAGUUCCGCCAGCGUAAGCCCAUCCCUCUCUCCGUCAUCAUGCGUCUCCAAAACCCCCGAUGGGGAGGGAUGGUAACCCGCCACCCCAGAGUCCUGGAAGAAGAAGGUGAUAUGGCGCCUUACCCACCACCUGUACCCUUCCCCAGGGAGUUUUUCCACCCUGUACCACACCCACUGCAACAUCCACCUGAACUGAGACAGCCAGCUGUGUACAGCGACGCGCUGAACUCAGGGGACAUAGACGCAGAGUUGGAGCGGCUGGACUUUGUUCCUCACAUGUCUGUGAUUCCGGAGAAUCCAAGUGUGCCAGAGGGCCAACCAGAGGGUACACCCCGAGCUCCCCGGCCCCUCAGCCCCACCAGGCUACAGCCAGUGGUGGCCCCUGAGGCCCAGCACCCGGAGAAUCCUAACUUGGAGGAGGUACUCCGCAUCCGGUCAGAAAUCCCCCGGGCCCUGAAGAGACGGGGAUCCGUGGACCAUUCCCAGCCCCUGAAGAGGGCCUCCCACUACCAGCCGAACCAGUACAAAAACCUUAUCGACAAGCUUUUUCACAGGAAGGAACGCCGCAAGAAGGGGGAGCAAGGUAGCGAGUCCAGCAGCUCGUCAGAAGGAGAGGACUGUGCUCUACCACCUCCUCCUCUACCUUCACCAGGCAUGCCUCAUGACUACAGAUACCAUUCCAUCCUGCGGCAGUCCAAGCGAGAGCACAAAGGAUCUGGGAGGCGAGCUCGACUCAGUCCCCUCGUCCUGCUGCUGGACGGAUCGUUGGUCGGAGAAAUGGAGAUAGUGCAGAGGGCCGUGCAGGAGAUGAACGACCCGAGCCAACCCAAUGAUGAAGGCAUCACUGCCCUUCACAACGCCAUCUGCGGCGGACAUUACGAAGUGGUGGAUUUCCUUGUUCGAAUUGGAGCCAAUGUUAGCGCACCAGACAGCCACGGAUGGACGCCGCUACAUUGUGCAGCGUCUUGUAACGACCGUCCUCUGUGUGAGUUCCUGGUGAGGAACGGAGCCGCCGUCAUGGCCAUGACGCAGAGCGACGGCGCCAUCGCCUCCCAGAAGUGUGAUCCUUACGCUGUCGGCUAUGAGGAGUGCGAGAGCUUUCUUACUGGAGUGGAGGAGGCCAUGGGGGUGGAGAACAGCGGGGUGCUGUACGCUCUGUGGAGCUACCCGGCUCAGGCCAACGACGAGCUGAGCUUCAAAGAGGGAGACAUGGUCACAAUCCUGCAGAAACCUGAAGGCUCCGACUGGUGGUGGGCCUCGCUCUGUGGCCGGGAGGGCUUCGUUCCAAACAACUACUUUGGGCUUUUCCCGAAGGUUCGGCCAAAAUCUCUCUGCUAGGUGGUCUUCUGCUGACGGUCAAACUGGUUCAGAGGACGGUCUGAAACAGCUUCACACUGUUGUUUGACAGCACUGUGUGUGUGUGUGUGUGUGUGUGUGUGUGAUCAUGAAAAGGCUGUAGUGGUGCAGGGCUUCAGAAAUGGUUUUGACGUGUCAGUCAAGGAGAGUUGAAGGAGAAGUCUCAGUAUUCAUUCUGGCCUCAAGGCUGACAAGGAUAAAUCUUUGGAGAAGACUUCAUUUGCUCUGCUGCAGGAUAUUUUCCUAGUAAAGCUGCAGCUCUGUUAAAACUCUUCUGUCAAGCUCUGCCUGUCUCCCCAAAGGUCACUAACGGGCCAUACGCCCUGCUGAUCCACUCAGCUGUGUUCCAGUCAGACGUUGACAUUUCUGAUUCAUCGGCUGGUUAGUAAUCAGAAUAUCCACUCAUCAGCGAGGUCAAUGUAGCUGUAUGCUGUCAACAAACCAUGAUUGCUCAAUUUAGAAAUGAGCUGCUUCAAUCAGAGCAAAAUCAACCUAGUCGUUAGUGGAGGAGAGUUGUCUGCUACAUGAAAGAAGCAUCGGGGGAAAGUGAAAGAGAGCAGUCAGGAGUUGACACUGAGCUUUUAUUCUUUUAAGAUUUCUUUAAAAUGUACAUGUUACUGUUUUCGCAAAUGGUUUAUCCUAAUGGAUCCUAACAAAAGUCACACUUUUACAAGCCGAAUAAUGUUUUUGGUAAGUGAUGUUUUUUUAAAUGAAAGUCCUGAGAGGCAAGUGAGAAGAAAAAUCGGGAACACUUUAUACCGCCACGUCACGUCAAAGGUCUGGAGAAGGUGUUAUUUGCCGUUUCCAUGGUUUCAUUCACCGCUAUGUAGAGAUUAUAAAGUCCAUACAAAGUAAAGCAUAUUAAGAUCAUAACUCAUAUACAACAACUUCCGUACUUACUACUAAUAAGCAAUAAUUCUGAGGAUAUUGAGGGAAAACUCUUAGUUAAUGUCUUACUGGUUGUAUAAUAAGGCAUUAAUAACGACCUAAUAAUGACUCAUUAAGAGCAAAUAUGUUACUUAUUUGCAUGCUAAUAAGCAACUAAUUAAUGUUGAAUAUGUGUUCCCUAAUAUAAAGUGUUACAGAAAAAUCUUCUGACCUUGUGAUUUUCUAGGUCUGAUCUGAAUUUUUUUUAAAUGGAAAGAGAAACUCUUUCAUCUGUGAAACAAGUGGGGGAAAACAUUUUCCCUUGUAAAUAAAAAAACAUUUUUUUUCACAGUUCUAAACCAAUAUUAAGGAACUUAGAAAGAUUAGCCUUUAGCCAUUAGAACUUUUUUUUUUUUACAUUAGUUUUUUAAAACACGGUAGAGAAAAUGAUUUUUUAAUCAGCCUUUUUCCAGAUUUUUUUCUCACUUGCUUCUCAGGGCUUCCGUAGUUUUUCUCAAAUGUGGCUGCAGACUUUACAUUCUCUUACAUCAGCUGCAGCUGCUGGUUUCUACUUGCCUCUAUUCCGCACACAUGAUGUAGAUCUUUUAUUCUGCCUUUAUAAAUUAAUCUCUUUGGAAGAGAAAGUUUUCCUAUGACAAUGAAAGUGGUCUUUCUGUGGAUAUGUGUAUGUGUAUGUGUCUAUUCACAGUGGUAGAAUGAAUGUUUGGUGAUGCAUUUGUUUUGUGUUUUUAACAGUUUUCAGUGUAACACUCUGCUGUGCACCUGUAACCCCUAACAUGGGACACACAGUGAUCAAAUGUUUAAAUACUCAAUAAAUACAUGAG